AUGAAGAAGGAAGAGGAAGGGGAAGAAGAAGGAAGAAGAAAGAAAAGGGAAGAAGAGGAAAGAAGAAGAAGGAAGAGGAGGAGGAAGAAGAAGAAAGGGAAGAAGGGGAAGAAGAAGAGGAAGAAGAGGAAGAAGGGGAAGAAGAGGAAGAAGAGGAAGAAGAGAAAGAAGAGAAAGAAGGGGAAGAAGAGGAAGAAGGGGAAGAAGAGGAAGUGCUGGAUGAAGAAGGAAGAGGAAGGGGAAGAAGAAGGAAGAAGAAAGAAAAGGGAAGAAGAGGAAAGAAGAAGAAGGAAGAGGAGGAGGAAGAAGAAGAAGGGGAAGAAGGGGAAGAAGAAGAAGGGGAAGAAGGGGAAGAAGAGGAAGAAGGGGAAGAUGAGGAAUAAGAGGAAGAAGGGGAAGAAGAGGAAGAAGGGGAAGAAGAGGAAGAAGAGGAAGAAGGGGAAGAAGAGGAAGAAGGGGAAGAAGAGGAAGAAGUGA
Molecule: messenger RNA, 477 nt
Organism: Knipowitschia caucasica
Lineage: Eukaryota; Metazoa; Chordata; Actinopteri; Gobiiformes; Gobiidae
Source: the annotation of a GenBank genome assembly